UACUGGGUUUAUAAUUUCCAGUUCCAGCAAUAUGAUAAUGACCAGAUCAUCUGUUUAUGUGAUGAUGAUCACAGGAUCCAGACAGAUGAGGACAUUAGGGAUAAUUCCCCUGCUCUUCUACAACCUAUUGUCAUGGGGUAUUUUACAUUCAGCUGAGAGGGCAGACGGCGCCUUGGUUUAACUCAUCUGAAAGAUGGUACCUCUGACAGUGCAGUACUGAAGGAGUGCUGCAUUGAGUACUCAUACCUCUGGAGUGAGACUUGAACCCACAACCUUCUGACUCAGAGAUGAGAGUGCCAACUAAUGGCUGACAAUAGCUUAUAAUAUUUCUGUUGUUUUCGAUUCAGCUUCUAAGGGGUUAUGUCCCAAGACUGUGUAUAGAAUGCUUUUCCCCUUGUAAAAUGGCAGCCUGAAAGUUUGAUUUGAUUUAAAGUGGUAACUAGUUAAAGCUGCAGGUGUCAGUGUUGUCUUUGUGUCUCGGUUCCUGAAGCUGUGAAAGGUGGUAAAGUCCCUGGUGUCAGCUGAAAUGGACAUCUUAUGGGAUUGUCUUCAAUCAGUAAUGCUGAUUAACCAUUCUGCUUUCAUUUACUCUGAAAGUUCUAUUGUUUAUGCACAGUUCUAACUGUCUGUCAGGAAUAAAACUGGAGGAAUAACCCACUCCUCCCAAGAAAGCUCAGUGUUAGUUUUAGUUAGGUUUUUGAGCUUGUUUUCAAAUCCCACCAAGGCCUAGCCCCUCCCUAUCUCUGUUAGGGUGAGCAAAAGAGCGAGGAGAGUGCAAGAGAAUGAAAGUGCAGAAGGGGGAGGAAGAGAACGCAGAGGUAGGAAAGAGGAAGGAGAGAUAGCGAGGGACAAGGAGGAUACCAACGGGAGUAAAUUACCCAGUCCCUCUGUCCUGUCUCUCUCUCUCCUGUGAAGGUGCUGAUCCCACCACUGCACGUCAUCGCUGUCUUGGAUGCUGUGGGUCUUCCUCUUCUGAUCUGUCAAACAUCGGAGGCUACACAUCCCACACAGAUGUUGUCAGUUUGAAGGCCUCAGAGGAUGAAGAAAUGCUAUUCUCACACUAGAAAUCUCUGUCAAACAUUUACCGGGGGAACUGAGACAGCAGCUGCAAUAAGUGAGGUUUUAUUCUGAUGGGACAAUGACAAGUUUAAAUCCCCACCUGAUCUGCUGCUCAAAGUCGCCUCCGUUUCACUGGUCAGUUCCCCAAGAACCAGCUUAUAUUUCAGCUCUUUCCUGGACUCGAACUCAAGUUCUGUCGAAGGGUCAUGAGGACUCGAAACGUCAACUCUUUUCUUCUCCGCCGAUGCUGCCAGACCUGCUGAGUUUUUCCAGGUAAUUCUGUUUUUGUUCAGGAAACUCAUGUUGUUCCAGAAAUAUUUGGAUUGGCUGUGAGAGAUGUUAAUCAGAGAGCCCACCCACUCUGCCCAUUCCCUCCUCUUCCUCUUCCACAACUGGUUCACUUCCUGUAGGGACUGAAAACCAAGUGAGGAGAUGAACGAUUGCACCGUACUACACCAGAGAAUACAGAGAGGAUAGACACCGCAGAUAGAUCCUGACCAUCACCCAAGGAACAACUGCACAACUUGCGAAGACAUCCAGUUCCUUCACAGCAUUGCUCAACACAGAGAAGGUUGGGCAGUGAAACCAUCAUCUGGAAAUCGGUCAGGUCAGGGGAGCUUUGACAUAUCAUCAGAUCUGAAACUGGUCAGUGGUGUGGAGCCUUCCAUCAGAACCAACCUUUCCGAAUGUUCGGCUGUGGGUGAUCGGUCAGAGUGAGGUUGGGAAGAAGUGUGAGUGGCUCCAAGUGUGGUGAGAGUUUCAAUCAUUCAUCGAGCCUCAUGAACCACUGACUCAUCCCUACAAGUGAGAGGCUGUUCAAGUGUGAGUUGUGGGAGGAAGGCUCCACAGGGUCAAAGGAUCUCCUAAAACACAAGGUUGUACAAGCAUUAACUAGCUUCAUGGAAGAGAAACAGUUCAAGUGUGAAGUUUGUGACCGAGCCUUCGCACAGCGAAGGAGCCUCAUGAUUCACCACCGCAUCCACUCUGGGGAGAAGCCGUUCAAAUGUGAGGUUUGUACCAAGGGCUUUGUGCAGUCAUCGGGCCUGGUGAAACACCGGCUCAUUCACACAGGGGAAAAACCAUUCACUUGUGAGGUGUGUGGAAAAUCCUUCUCGUUGUCAUCGAUCCUCCGUGUACACCAACGCGUUCAUACAGGGGAGAGACCAUUCACUUGUGAGAUGUGUGACAAAUCAUUCUCGCGGUCAUCACACCUCCUUGUACACCAACGUAGUCACACAGGGGAGAAACCAUUCACGUGCGAGUUGUGUGACAGAUCAUUCUCAUUUUCAGGGAACCUCCGCGCCCACAAACGCAUUCACACAGGGGAGAAACCAUUCACAUGUGUGGUCUGUGAUAAAUCAUUCAUGAGUUCACUGCACCUCCGUGCACACCAGCGCAGUCAUACAGGAGAGAAACCAUUCACAUGUAAGGUCUGUGACAAAUCAUUCUCACAGUCAUCAAACCUCCAAGCUCACCACCGCAUUCAUACAGGGGAGAAACCGUUCAAGUGUGAGGUGUGCGACAAAUCAUUCUCGCAGUCAUCAACUCUCCACAGACACCAACGUAUUCAUACAGGGGAGAAACCAUUUCUAUGCAAGGUGUGUGACAAAUCAUUCUCGUCGUCAUCAGAACUUCUCUUACACCAACACAUUCACACAGGGGAGAAACCAUUCAAGUGUGGGGUGUGUGAUAAAUCAUUCACAAAUUCAUCAAACCUCAGGAAACACCAACGCGUUCACACAAAGGAGAAACCAUUCAAGUGCGAGGUGUGUGAUAAAUCAUUCUCUGCGUCAUCAAGUCUCCGUGUGCACCAAAAUUAUCACAUGGGGAGAAAACAUUCGAAUUGCUGGGAAGAAGUGCGAGUGGGCUCCGAGUGUGGAGCUUCAAUUAUUCAUCGAGCUUCAUGGACCACUGACUCAUUCCUACAGGUGAGAGGCUGUUCAAGUGUGAGGUGUGAGAGGAGGAUUCCACCUAACACACAAGGUGCAUCUGUAACAACCACUGUUAACACAAGGGCAGCCACAUGGAAGGGAUGCAAGUGCGAGGUGUAUGAUUAUGCUGUUGUGACAUCUUCGUACCUCCUGAUACACCAAAGGAUUCACAUGGUGGAAAAACCAUUCUGGUGCGAGGCAUGUGAUGCAACUUUCACCAAUUCCUCCAAUCUCUUGAGACACCAGAGGAUUCACACAGGAGAGAAGCCAUUCACGUGUGAGGUUUGCGACAAAUCAUUUUCUCGGUCAUCAAAUCUCCUGGACCACCAACGUAUUCAUACCAGGGAGAAACCAUUCACGUGCAAGGUGUGCGACAAAUCAUUCUCACAGUCCUCGAGCCUGCGAAGCCACCAACGUAUUCAUACUGGGGAGAAACCGUUCACAUGUGAAGUGUGCGAAAAAUCGUUCUCGGAUCCAUCAGCCCUCUGGGGUCACCGGCGCAUUCACACAGGAGAGAAACCAUUCACAUGUGAGGUGUGCGACAAAUCAUUCUCACGGUCAUCAGACCUACGUGUCCACCGACGCAUUCACGCAGGGGAGAAACCAUUCACUUGUGAGGUGUGUGACAAAUCAUUCACGCAGUCAUCGAAUCUCCGUGUGCACCAACGCAUUCACACAGGGGAGAAGACGUUCACCUGUGAGGUGUGUGACAAAUCAUUCUCUGACUCAUCAAACCUUCGCACCCACCAACGCAUUCACACAGGGGAGAAACCAUUUCAGUGUGAGAUAUGUGAUAAAGCCUUCAUACAGUUAUCAAAGCUACUUGUCCAUCAGAGAAUCCACACAGGGGAGAAACCAUUCACAUGCGAAGUGUGUGACAAAUCAUUCUCGCAGUCAUCAAUCCUCCGCAGCCACCAACGCAUUCACACAGGAGAGAAACCGUUUACCUGUGAGGUGUGUGACAAGUCAUUCUCACAGUCAUCGGCCCUCCGAGUGCACCAACGCAUUCACACUGGGGAGAAACCUUUCACAUGUGUGGCAUGUGGCAAAUCAUUCUCGCGGUCAUCAGAGCUCCGUGUACACCAACGCAUUCACACAGGGGAGAGACCAUUCAGGUGUGAGGUUUGUGACAAAGCCUUCACACAGUUGUCAAGCCUUCUACUCCAUCAGAGGAUCCACAAAGAGGAGAAACCAUUCAUGUGCAAGAUGUGUAACAAAUCAUUCUCACAGUCUCAAACCCUCCAUGUACACCAAUGCAUUCACACGGAAGUAACAGUUCAAGUGUGAGAUACCUGAUAAAGCCAUCACAAAGUUUUCGAAGUUCCUGGCCCACCCAGGGGAGAAACCAUUGAAGUGUGAGGUGUGCAACACACCAUUCUUACAGCCCUCUAAACUCCUGCUCCAUCAGAGGAUCCACACAAGGGAGUAAGCCUUCAAGUCUGAAGUUUGUGAUAAAGCUUUCUUGACAUCUUCGAUGUGAGAUAUCAGUGUGAGUUCUGUAAGAAAUCCUUCACACAAUUGUUAGACCUCCUGGAACAUCAAUGAAACCACACAGGAACUAGCUAACCAAGCUCCUGCCAAUCUGUUAUUAAGAGUGUGAAUCUUUGUGCAAGCUCACUGCAAAGGAUGUUCAAUGGUAUUGGGGCACAGAACAAGAAGCAGCUUUCACUCGCAUCAAACAACUAGUGACAACAACACCAGUGCUGAUGUACUGUGAUAUCAACAAUGAAGUCGCGAUGUUGUCAAUGUUGAAGUCACUCUACAGUGAGAUACCAGUGAAACAGGACUUGGAGCAACCCUCAUACAGCAAGGACAACUAGUUGUGUUUGCAUCCAGAACUUUUACACAAACUGAACGACGCUAUACACAGAUUGAGAAAGAGACCCUGGGACUAUUGUCUUUGUUUGUGGGCAUUUCAACCAGUACCUGUUUCGGGGAGAGAAAAUGAUGGUAGAAUCUGACCAUAAGCCGCUUCAAAGCAUAUUUUUCAAACCACUUCUAUCUGCUCCAAAGUGUUUGCAGAGGAUGUUACAUUUUCAUCUUCAUUUGCAGAGAUUCAUUUGGAAGUGAAGACCUGAAUGCUGUAAAGAUUAUGUGUGCAAUGUAUGUGUUGGAACAGACUAGAAAGAAAUUACAGUUUUUUGUUCAUGUAUGAUAAUUUUCUUUUUGGACUAUUUGUAGCAUUUAAUGGUUUAAUUGAUCAGUGUUUCAUUAUGUCAGUCGGUUCUCUAAUCUGUAUAACUGUACUUGAUUGCUUAAGCCUGAGGGUGAAGUUAACAAAUUAAUUAUAUUGAGAAACUUCCAGAGAGAAGACCUGGCAGAGACCAACACAUGUGUGUAGAAACCUGAGAUUUUUUAAAGUAAUGUAAAUAAACCUGUUUAGGUUUUGAAGUAUGUCAUCUCUGCAUUGUUCUGAGAUAAAGCAGGUGUAUAAGAUGUGUAGCAAACAUUACAUUAUGUACGUGGCAUAACUUUCAAAUUAUAGUGCAAGCAUUUUUUUUCUUGUUAUGAAGUGGGUGUUUGGAUAAAUCCCUUUGUACACUGUCAUACAAAUGUGACCUAAUGUUAUCAAAUGUACAUAAAGGUUUGAGGGCAGUAACCAUUUUUUUACGCACUACAUGGAACAUUGUUUAAAAUUCAAAUUGGUCCAAAUAGGAGUAACAUGAGUGACCUGACUCUUGUAAAAUUGACUGCGAACCAAUCAGUACUCUCUUCUCAUGCCAUAUAAAUUGUUACUUCCCUU
This is a messenger RNA of Carcharodon carcharias (great white shark), 5733 nucleotides long. Its product is annotated as zinc finger protein 91-like. The record is from RefSeq and is a predicted model, not a curated record. The transcript has 3 exons. Bases 1959 to 4277 code for a protein of 772 amino acids. NCBI's taxonomy places the organism in Eukaryota, Metazoa, Chordata, Chondrichthyes, Lamniformes, Lamnidae. Gene Ontology annotation, cellular component: nucleus.